This is a messenger RNA of Trichomycterus rosablanca, 2076 nucleotides long. RefSeq names its product trafficking protein particle complex subunit 5 (gene trappc5). Gene Ontology annotation, cellular component: TRAPPI protein complex; TRAPPII protein complex; TRAPPIII protein complex. Gene Ontology annotation, biological process: endoplasmic reticulum to Golgi vesicle-mediated transport. The coding region runs from base 91 to 657 and encodes 188 amino acids. The transcript is spliced from 3 exons. The record is from RefSeq and is a predicted model, not a curated record. NCBI's taxonomy places the organism in Eukaryota, Metazoa, Chordata, Actinopteri, Siluriformes, Trichomycteridae.
GAAAGGCUGACAAACUCUGCCUAGCAAUAUACGUACUUGCUAUAGUCAAUAACUAUAUACCUACAAAGUUGGAGUGUCUAUUAAACAGAAAUGGAGAGUCGUUUCACUAAAGGCAAGUCUGCCAUCCUGGAGCGGCCACUUGCCCGAGCCAAAACAGAGGUGAGCGUGAGUGCAUUUGCACUGCUCUUUUCAGAGAUCGUGCAGUACUGCCAGAGCCGUGUAUACUCUGUAGCAGAGCUGCAGGGCCGACUGGCAGACAUGGGUCAAGGUGUUGGAGCCAGCCUGCUGGAUGUCCUUGUGAUGAGAGAGAAAAAUGGCAAGAGGGAGACCAAAGUGCUGAAUAUUCUCCUGUUUAUCAAGGUAAAUGUAUGGAAGGCUCUGUUCGGCAAAGAAGCAGAUAAACUUGAACAGGCCAACGAUGAUGACAAAACCUAUUACAUAAUUGAGAAGGAACCACUAAUUAAUGCAUACAUCUCAGUACCUAAAGAGAACAGCACACUGAACUGCGCAGCCUUUACAGGGGGCAUUGUGGAAGCUAUCUUGACUCACAGUGGCUUCCCAGCUAAAGUCACAGUGCACUGGCAUAAGGGAACCACGCUGAUGAUUAAGUUUGACGAGGCAGUCAUUGCUCGUGACAAGGCUUUGGAUGGUAGAUAAGGGGCCACGCAGUGUGAGAGAGGUGUCUGAUAAAGGGAGAAAGUUCAGCAGUGUCAGGGAGGGAGAAAGGGGUAAGAGGUUUCCUUGGCAGCUAGUUGAAAUAGCGGAGGUUCAGCAAAAUCUCAUGUCACCUGACAAACUGAGCUGAAAUGUUAAGAAUUUGUUGGCAAAAUAUGUGGCUGGAAAGUAUGGCUGCAGGUAUGAGUUAUUUUUUCUUUUUAAUGUUGACAAGAAAUGCUAAAUGUAAAUAAACCCACACUUUUUUUAAUUCUUUACAAACCCCAUUUCCAGGAAAGCAGAGACAUGUAAUAAAAACAAAGAAGUGUGUUGUAAAUUCUCUUAAUUUUUUUGCCUGGCAAAUGUACAAAGAAAUGUCUUUCAGUGUUUCAAAUUCUGAAUUUGAUACAUACAACACCAAGGUUGGGACAGGGUAAACCGUAAUCUACUGUUAAAUUUGUGUGACCUUGGAGCACUUGCAAAAAAAAAGUCUUGCUACUGUGCAAUAGCCACUUAGAAGUGCUUUGGAAAACCAUUGCCAAUUGACACAGUCCACCACUUUCCACCAGUUUUAUGCAGAAACGCUCCUUUCAGAUGGCUAAAACAUGGACAUGUGGUCAGAUGAGUCUACAUUUCAGCUUGCAUUGGAGAAAAUGAACAUUUGAGUUCUCCAUGCCGAAGACAAAAAGAACCAUUCAGACCAGUUCUUAGCUAAAGGUGCAAAAGCUGAGAUCAAUCAUGGUAUUGGGGAACAUCAGUGCCUGUUGGGCAAGAGCAAGGUGGAAUAAGAAUGGCUAAAAAAUCUUAAUUCCCAAAAAAUUAAAAACUGUUUUGUUGUGCAGGAAUCAAUUUCUAAAUGUGUUUAUAUUUACAAAAUACAAUCAAGUUGGUCAAGGAAAACACUGGGAAUUUUUUCAUUGUAUUUUUGUCAGUUAGAGACUGAGAUUUAACAAAGCACAGAUUCUUCUUUUAUUGCAUUUUACAAAUUGAUCAACUUGUCCCCAUUUCAGUUCUUGUUAAGUCUUGCAGCCAUUUGUUCUUGCACCAUAGAAACCACACACUAAUUAUGUAUAUAAGGAUUAAUAUUAAAAUGGAAGUGUACAUGUUUGAAAAUAAAGCAAAAGUUCUGAUUAUAAACGACAUCUAUCUUUAAAUUGUUUUUGUAUUUCUCUUAAUGCUUGUCACAUGCAAGGCAUUUCCCAGAUCACCCAUCUGUCUCCACGCAAACUUCUAUCAUUUUGCUAUUGCUGUUUUGUAAGAUGAUUGUUUUUUUGCGUUGUCAAGUCUUACAAGGAACUUAGAAUUUCUGUACUAUUUGACCGUUAAGCGUUUGUGUAAAUUAUUUACUUUGAAAGUGUCUUGUAAUGUUAGAAGCUAAAUGUUUGUGGUGUAUGUGACACAACAAGUUAUUAAAAUGACUAA